This is a messenger RNA of Vanderwaltozyma polyspora DSM 70294, 6636 nucleotides long. RefSeq names its product DNA polymerase epsilon catalytic subunit (gene POL2). Gene Ontology annotation, cellular component: epsilon DNA polymerase complex; nucleus. Gene Ontology annotation, biological process: nucleotide-excision repair, DNA gap filling; DNA replication proofreading; leading strand elongation. NCBI's taxonomy places the organism in Eukaryota, Fungi, Ascomycota, Saccharomycetes, Saccharomycetales, Saccharomycetaceae. The transcript has a single exon. Gene Ontology annotation, molecular function: DNA binding; single-stranded DNA 3'-5' DNA exonuclease activity; zinc ion binding. The record is from RefSeq and is a predicted model, not a curated record. Bases 1 to 6636 code for a protein of 2211 amino acids.
AUGUCAUUUGGUGGGAACAAAUUCAAAGGUUCUACUACAGCUAGGUUUGUCAGAAAUCCAGGUGGUUCAUCUUCUAAUAACUAUGCCUUGACUGCACAGCAGUUAUUACAAUCUUCAAAAGUCGAUGAGAUUGAUACUAUGAUGGGGUUUGAAAGAUAUAUACCGCCUCAGUUCAGUGGGUCUGUUGAUCCUAAUAAACUGAAUCAAGUUCCAGGAAGAGUAGGAUGGAUGAUCAAUAUGCAUCCAACUGUAAUAUCUGAAGAUACUCUUCAUGGUACACACGAGGGCUCAAGUAAUGGCGGUAACAUUGGGAUUGCCGGGGUAGACUUCUAUUUCUUAGAUGAAGAAGGUGGCAGUUUUAAAUCUUCUAUUACUUUCAAUCCAUAUUUCUUUGUUACUUGUACUGAUGACACUAGAAUUAAUGAUGUAGAAGAAUUUUUGAAAAAAUAUUUAGAGAGUUGUUUAAAAAGUGUUGAUAUAAUAUACAAAGAUGAUUUAGAUAUGGAUAAUCAUUUAGUAGGUUUAAAAAAGACAUUGAUUAAGCUUUCAUUUAUAAAUUCGAAUCAACUAUUCGAGGCAAGAAAACUUUUAAGACCAAUUUUGGCAGAUAACGAAAACAAUAAAUUACAAAGAGAUCUAUAUAACAAGAACCUUAAUAAUCAAGGAAAAAAUGUAGAUGCAAAACAAUUAAUACACGAUAUAAGAGAAUAUGAUGUGCCUUACCAUGUACGUGUCUCAAUUGAUAAAGAUGUAAGGGUAGGUAAAUGGUAUAAAGUAACCGCGGCUGGAUUUAUAGAGUAUACAGAGAAAGUGGCCUUUGCUGAUCCUGUGGUAUUAGCAUUUGAUAUUGAAACUACCAAAGCUCCAUUGAAAUUUCCUGUUUCUUCAGUUGAUCAAAUUAUGAUGAUUUCGUAUAUGAUUGAUGGUGAAGGUUAUUUAAUUACAAAUAGAGAAAUUAUAUCUGAAGAUAUUGACGAUUUUGAAUAUACUCCAAAACCAGAAUAUCAAGGUAUAUUUACUAUUUUUAAUGAAGUUGAUGAAUUAGCAUUAUUACAAAGAUUUUUUGAGCAUAUAAGAGAUGUUAGGCCCACCGUUAUUUCAACAUUUAACGGUGAUUUUUUCGAUUGGCCCUUCGUAGAGACAAGGUCUAAAAUUCAUGGUCUGGAUAUGUUUGAAGAGAUAGGUUUUGCUCCUGAUUCAGAAGGUGAAUAUAAAUCGUCAUAUUGUGUGCAUAUGGAUUGUUAUCGUUGGGUGAAACGUGACUCUUAUCUACCACAAGGUUCCCAGGGUUUGAAAGCCGUUACACAAUCUAAAUUGGGUUAUAAUCCUAUUGAAUUAGAUCCCGAAUUAAUGACACCUUAUGCAUAUGAAAAACCACAAUACUUGUCUGAGUAUUCUGUUUCUGAUGCUGUUGCAACAUAUUACCUAUAUAUGAAAUAUGUUCAUCCAUUUAUUUUUUCACUUUGUACUAUUAUUCCUUUGAAUCCUGAUGAAGUUCUAAGAAAAGGUACUGGUACAUUAUGUGAAAUGUUACUAAUGGUUCAAGCAUAUCAAAAGAAUAUUGUUUUACCAAAUAAACAUACUGAUCCAAUUGAAAGGUUUUAUGAUGGUCAUUUAUUAGAAUCUGAAACUUAUGUCGGUGGUCAUGUUGAAUCUUUAGAGGCUGGUGUAUUUAGAAGUGAUAUUAAAAAUAAAUUUAAGAUUGAUCCAGAAGUUGUCGAUGAUGUAUUGAAUGACCUUACUGAUGCAUUGAAAUUUGCCGUUGAAGUUGAAAAUAAUGCAGAUUUAUCAAAAGUCACAAACUUUGAUGAAAUUAAAAAUGACAUUACGACCAAGUUAUUAGAUAUGAAAAACAAUUUAGAUAGAGAUGAAUUGCCAUUGAUUUAUCAUGUUGAUGUUGCAUCAAUGUACCCAAAUAUUAUGACUACAAAUAGGUUACAGCCAGACAGUAUGAAGACAGAAAGAGACUGUGCAAGUUGUGAUUUUAAUAGACCGGGAAAAAACUGUGAUAGAAGAUUAAAAUGGGCUUGGAGAGGUAACUUCUUUCCUUCAAAAAUGGACGAAUAUAAUAUGGUGAAGAGAGCACUACAGAACGAAACCUUUAAAAAUAAGAAUAAAUUCUCAAAAAAACCCUUCUUAACUUUUGAUGAAUUAAGUUAUACGGAUCAAGUGACACAUAUUAAGAAACGUUUGACCGAUUAUUCUAAAAAGGUUUAUCAUAGAACUAAAGUUGCAGAAGUUGUAGAAAGAGAAGCUAUUGUUUGUCAAAGAGAAAAUCCAUUUUACGUUAAUACUGUUAGAUCAUUCCGUGAUAGAAGAUAUGAAUUCAAAGGUUUGGCCAAAACUUGGAAACAAAAUAUGUCAAAAAUUGACAAAUCAGAUAAGCACGCAAAAGAAGAAGCUAAAAAAAUGAUUGUGCUUUAUGAUUCCUUACAAUUAGCCCAUAAAGUUAUUCUAAAUUCAUUCUAUGGUUAUGUAAUGAGAAAGGGUUCUCGUUGGUACUCUAUGGAAAUGGCCGGGAUUACUUGUUUAACUGGUGCCACCAUUAUUCAAAUGGCGAGAUCUGUUGUAGAAGGUGUUGGUAGACCAUUAGAAUUAGAUACAGAUGGUAUUUGGUGUAUUCUUCCUAAAUCUUUCCCGGAAAACUACUUUUUUGAGUUGGAAAAUGGUAAAAAGUUAUUUAUGUCAUAUCCAUGUACAAUGUUGAAUUAUAAGGUUCAUCAAAAAUUUACUAAUGAUCAAUACCAAGAAUUAAUCGAUCCAAUUAGGCACAAGUACAAAACACACAAUGAUAAUUCUAUUUUCUUUGAAGUUGAUGGUCCUUACAAAGCAAUGGUUUUACCAACUUCCAAAGAAGAAGGUAAAGGUAUCAAGAAAAGAUAUGCUGUUUUUAACCAUGAUGGCUCUCUAGCAGAGUUAAAAGGUUUUGAACUUAAGAGACGUGGUGAAUUGCAAUUAAUUAAGAAUUUCCAAGGUGAUAUUUUUAAAGUUUUCCUUGAUGGUGAUUCCUUAGAGAGUUGUUAUAAGGCUGUUGCGGAUGUUGCCAACAGAUGGUUAGAUGUUUUAGAUACAAAAGGUACUAUGUUAGAAGACGAAGAUUUGAUUGAAUUGAUUUGUGAAAAUAGAAGUAUGUCAAAAACAUUGAAGGAAUAUGAAGGACAAAAAUCCACUUCUAUUACAACGGCCAAAAGAUUGGGUGAAUUCUUGGGUAACGAAAUUGUAAAAGAUAAAGGUUUGCAAUGUAAAUAUAUUAUUAGUAGUAAACCUGUCAAUGCACCAGUUACUGAAAGAGCAAUCCCUGUAGCCAUUUUUUCUGCAGAUAUCCAAGUCAAAAGAUCCUUUUUAAGACGUUGGUUGAUGGAUCCUACUUUAGAAGAUUUUGAUCCAAGAACUAUAAUUGACUGGGAUUAUUACCGUGAGAGAGUUGCUUCUGUCGUACAAAAGAUUAUUACUAUUCCUGCCGCAUUACAGGAUGUUUCAAAUCCAGUACCUAGAGUUGAACACCCAGAAUGGUUACAAAAGAAGAUUGCAAAGAAGAAUGAUAAAUCAAAACAAAGUUCUUUGAAUAAGUUUUUUACUAAAACCUCAGAACUUCCAUCUAAUAGAAAAGUUAAUGAUAUCGAAGAUAUGUUCAAUUCAGAAGCCGAUGGUAUCAAACCGAAGGUAGCCAAAGUUUCAACUAAGAAAUCGAUUGCUAAAAGAAGAAGAGAACAGAAAACUGCAGAAGAAGAAUCUCUUGUUUUACCAACUGAGAUGCCAUCAAUGGAAGAAGAUUAUGUGGCGUGGCUUAAAUAUCAGAAGAUCAAAUGGAAAAUCCAAAGAAGAGAUCGUAAUCGUAGAGCACAGUUAUUUGGUAAUUCUUCGACCUCGGCAGAUAGAAGUAUGUUAGGUAGCCUUAUUAGACAACAAGCAGAAACAUAUGCAAAUUCUGUUUGGGAAGUUAUUCAAUAUAAACCUUCAGGCCAACCAGGUGAAUUAGAUGUGUUUGUGAACAUUAACGGCAAAAUCCAACUUCUAAAGUUUAAGGUUCCUAAAACAAUUUACAUGAAAUUUAAGAAUGAAACAUUACCAUUGAGUAAAAUAAAAUCAUGUAUAGCAGAAAAGUCUAAUUAUCUAUUGCCAAAUAACCAUGUUUUAAACUAUAGUAGAGAUGGUUCAUUAUUCAAGUUAACUCUUCCUGAAGCAGAAUAUUUAAACGAAAGAGAAGAUUCAACAAGUAUAUUAAAUGAUGAAGGUGUUUUGGGUAUAUUUGAAAGUACAAUAUCUUCUAGCGAAAGAGCCAUCAUGGAAUUGGGUUCUUCUGUUCUAUUUUCAUCAAAUGCAAUGGGUUCCUUAGGUAAAGGUUUGCAAAAAGGUUUCGAUAUGAAAAAUCUAUCUAUGACAGACAAUGAUAAAUACCUUUCUAAAUUUUCUUAUACAAUUAGUUACUUGGUUCAUUUCACGACAGAUAUUGGAUACGAAUUUUUCUGCUUAUACAAAUCAUGGGGAAACAUGGCAGAUAUUUUUGUAUUAAAGCCUUCAAACCAAGCACAAGAAUUAUCAGCAAGUUCAAUUGAAAGUAUGUUUAAGGAAACAUAUGCCAUGAAAGAGGAUAAAUUAGAUAAACUGUCACACAUAAUCGAUUUCUCAGAGGGUGUCAAAUUUGAAGUCCAAAAUUUCAGAGACAUUACAAAAUUAUAUCGUAAAUUAUCUAACAGCAUAACUAAAAUGAAGGAUGAAAAAGGUCUGCAAUUUAUUAUGUUGAUUCAAUCACCUUUUAUAAAUAAGAUCAUGAACACAGUACGUGUGAUUAAUCAAAUACCCACUAUUCACUUGGGAAUGAAGGAACUUUCUUUACCUCAACUGAAUUGGCAAAGUGUUUUGGCGAGAAAAAUAUGUAGCCAUAUAUUGUUAUGUGGACAAUGGUUAUCUCAUUUGGUCGAACUAUCAAGAUAUAGUAAUAUCCCAAUAGGUAAUCUUCAAUUGAAUAAUAUUGGAUAUAUCAUUGAUAUUUUAUACGCUAGAAAGCUUAAAUCUGAAUCCAUCGUUUUAUGGUGGAAUGAAAAUUCUCCAUUAGCAGAUAUUGGUGGGAUUCAAAAGGAAUUUGAUUUGAAUUCUAGUUGGAUAAUGAAUAAUUUAGAUUUCCCUGAGAUAAAUAACCCAGACGUCUAUGAUAACGUGACAUUGGAAGUAUCAAUCAACAAUCUAACUGUUAACACAGUGUUGACAUCGGCUCUUAUCAAUGAUGCUGAAGGUAGUGAUUUGGCAGAUGUAGGAUUCUCAAAUAAUACAGAAUCAGGUGAAACCUCGAGUUCUCUUUUCAUUCAGGACUCCUUCUCGAGUACCUCAUUAAUUGUGUUAAGAAAUUUAUUGAAAACUUGGUGGGAUCAUGCGCUCAAGGAAAAUUCCACUGCAGAUCUAUUAGUGAACUCAUUUGUUUCAUGGGUUCAAAAUUCAGAUUCAAAAUUAUUUGAUGGUUCACUAAGAUACCACGUUUAUAAUUUAACGAAGAAAUCGCUAUUACAGUUAAUGAAUGAAUUCACAUCACUUGGCUCCACUGUUGUUUACGCAGACAGAAAUAAGCUAUUAGUAAAGACUUCUAAACAAUCACCAGCUAAUUGUUACGCUUAUGGUCAAUAUAUUAUUAAAGCCAUUAGAUCAAGUACUACUUUCACAUACUUAGAUUUGAAUAUUGAAAGAUAUUGGGAUUUGUUAAUAUGGAUGGAUAAAUUUAACUUUGGAGGGUUAGCUUGUGUUAAAAUUGAAAAUACUGAGAAGCAAGAAUUAAGUGCAUAUUCACAAUGGCAAAUUAAAAACUUCUUACCCUCGAUUUACCAAUCUGAAUUCGAUGAUUGGAUGUUAAUUAUAUUAGAUUCGAUGUACAAGUCUAAGGAAAAAUAUCUGGAAACCAAUGCAGGAACUCAAAGAUUAACACAAUUGCCACCUCAGAGAAACCAAGAAAUAGAAGAUGAUGAAGUGACUUCAUUAAAUCAUUUUACAGACCUGUUUAAUAAGCCUCUAUUAAAAAGAAUGCAAAAAUUAUUCAGAAAUCAACAAGAAUUCAUUUUGGAUCCUCAAUAUUCUCAAGAUUAUGCAUUUCCAUUACUCCCAGGGUCUCAUUUACAAAUGAAAAAUCCUUUAUUAGAAUUAGUGAAAUAUUUAUGUCAUGUCAUGUUAUUAUCUUCAAAGACUAUUUUAGAAGUAAGAGAAUUAAGAAAGGAGUUGUUGAAGAUUUUUGAAGUUAGAGAAUUUGAUAAAUCUGGUGAAUUCCAAAAUCCAAGCAACAACUUGACAAUAUCCGGAUUCCUAUGUGAAAAUUGUUUUUUUAUUUCUGAUAUUGAUUUCUGUAGAGCUGAUUCAAGCACUAUAUUCAAUUGUGAUAGAUGUCAAAAGGCAUUGAACAAGGAAACACUUGAAGAACAUUUAAUCCAAAAAUUAUGUUCUGAAGUAGAAGCUUACAUCGUCCAAGACUCACGUUGUAGUAAAUGUCAUAAAAUUAAAGAAGAUUACAUGAGUGAACAUUGUUCUUGUUCAGGAAGAUGGGAAUGCAUUAUUCCUCAAUCAAGAAUGUUAAAAUCUCUAAAAGUAUUCGGUCAAGUGGCAUCAUACUACAAAUUGGAAGGAUUGACUAGUUCUAUAAUGGAAGUAGGAGUGUAG